AAAUAGCUCAGUCAACGCACGAUCCGCGUCGCGCAACUAUCGACAUUAUAAGUCUUAUAAACAAUAUUGUAUUUUGAAAUAUAUAGUGAUUACUUUAAAUUGUAAUAAGUAUGUGACGGUUCUAAUGUGUAUAGCUCAUUAGUUCGAAUGGCGUUAAACUAGACAGUGUUUUACAAUCGUUAAGAUGUUGAAAAACCUAGAGGCAGUCCACAGAGCUAUAAAACUAUUAGAAGUGACAUCAAAAUGUACAACUAUAAGUGCUAGAAGACUGAAUGCAUGGGCAAAAGAUGGAACAAUAAAAUCGCCGUUUAAGAGUAUUGAAGUACCAAACUGCACUCUGUAUGAAUAUAUAUGGCAGAAUCUGGAGAGAUGGCCCGAACGUACUGUAACGGUUUGUGCAACAACAGGCCGUGGAUACACCUAUGAGCAAGCAUUCAAACUAUCAAACACAUUCGCCGCUAAUCUUAGAAAGAAGUUUAGGUUACGCGACGGAGAUACGGUAGCGGUUAUGUUGCCCAAUAUUCCCGACUUUCCUUUAGUAGCAUUGGGUAUAUUAGAAGCUGGGGGUAUUAUAAGUACAAUAAAUCCCAUAUACACCCCACACGAAAUACAACGUCAACUGCUACUAAGUGAAGCAAAGGCAGUUGUUACUAUUUCCGAAACAGUGGCCACUGUUAGAGAAGCUAUACAAUUGGCAAAAUUAAACAUUCCUAUAAUAGCUGUGAAGAGUAACGGAGAAUCUGUACCACAAGGUAUAGUUUCGUUCCAUGAAUUGACUGAAGAUGUACAUAUAGAUAAGUCUUGUCUGAAAGAAGUGAGACGAAGUAUUGAUGACAUAUGUUUCCUACCAUAUUCAAGUGGAACUACAGGACUACCUAAAGGUGUACAGCUCUCCAGUAGGAACUUAAUAGCGAAUUGCGAGCAGCUAAAUGAACCAUUUAUAAGAUGUCAUAAUGAUACUACUGCCACACAUCAAGACGCUAUUAUGACAGUGCUUCCUUUAUUCCACAUUUAUGGUGCCUCAGUGUUGAUGUUUCACAAAAUGACACAAGGCAUUAAAUUAGUGACGAUGGCAAAGUUUCAACCGGAAACGUUCUUAAAUGCGCUACAGAAAUACAAGACAAAUAUUAUAUUUGUUGCACCGCCUUUGGUGAUAAUGAUGGCGACCCAUCCUGCUGGUUUGCCGGAGAAGUUCCAAUACUUAGAAACAAUUGUGAACGGCGCCGCACCGCUGGCAGAAACCGAUGCGGAAAGAUUCAUCAGUAAAUCAAAGCGUAAACUUGAUUUCCGGCAAGGCUAUGGGUUAACAGAAACCUCUCCAGUUGUUACACUCACUCCUCGAGGAUUAGAUAACUAUGGAUGCGUUGGAUACCCUAUACCAAAUACGGAUCUGAAGAUUGUUAACAGCGAAAUGAAGAUUUUGGGUCCAAAUGAGAAAGGCGAGCUGCUAGUAAAAGGCCCUCAAGUGAUGAGAGGCUACAAAGACAAUGCUGCUGCAGACAAAGAGACAUUUACAGAAGACGGCUGGUUCAGGACAGGAGAUCUGGCGAUAGCAGACCACACGGGCAAUGUCUCCAUAGCUGAUAGACUGAAGGAGUUGAUCAAGGUAAAGGGCUUCCAAGUGCCUCCAGCGGAAUUGGAAGCAGUUCUUCGUGAACAUCCUGACGUCAACGAGGCUGCAGUCGUCGGUGUGCCUCAUCCAACUAAGGGCGAAUCUCCUAAAGCGUUCAUCGUUCUAAAAUCAAACACCAAUACUAGUGCUAAAGAAAUCAGUCAGUUUGUCGAUAAGAAAGUAGCUUCAUAUAAGAGAAUUGAAGAUAUAACAUUCAUAGAUAGUAUACCAAAAAGUUCGGCUGGGAAAAUUUUAAGACGAGAAUUAAAAGAGAAAUUCUGCUAAAUCUUUUAAUAGACAUGUCAUUAGAUAUUUAAAAUUAUACUAAAGGCGCACACUUUUAACUAAACUAUUGUCCGAUUGUCGAUUGUUUCGCAAUUCAACUGUUUAGUUGCACAACUAAAAAUCGAGUAGUUUGUGCACAUAUAAACUCUUAGGAAUUAUCUUAGAAACCGACUAAACAGUUGUGCGAUAGUUUAGUCUGUGCGCGCUUUCUAAACUGUUUUAAGAGUCGGCGAUAUCUGGUAUCCAAGACAACCCACUUUGGGUCGUUACACAAGCGUUAUAAAUAAGUCUUAAGAAUUGUCCAAAUUAUGCGACGAUUUGAGGUUCCAUGGCAACAUGAAAAACUGUAAUUGUUUUUUUCUUGUCAUUUUGGUUUACACAACUAAUUUCAUGUGCAUUCAUUUUACUGAAUGCUGGAUUUUUUCCGUGAUUAGUUGUUGAUCGUAACGUGAUGAAAAUUUAGUUUUUCAAUUAUUGGAACAGCCUUAAAUCGUAGCUUUUGUUUCUGACAUUUUAUGUCACGGUUUCCAUUAAUAUACUCGUAGAUUUAAACCCGGAUUUAUUAAGAAAAUUGGUAGCUUUGACAUGGUUUAAAACAGUAGUAAUAUCUAUUGUUAUAAGUUACUAGGAUAUCGUUAUGUAAUUAAGUAAAAUAUAUUAUGUAAGACUGGAAAGGAUCAAUAUUAUUAUAUAAUAAUU
Messenger RNA from Papilio polytes (common Mormon), 2596 nucleotides. Its product is annotated as 4-coumarate--CoA ligase 1-like. Gene Ontology annotation, molecular function: long-chain fatty acid-CoA ligase activity. Bases 185 to 1897 code for a protein of 570 amino acids. The transcript has 9 exons. The record is from RefSeq and is a predicted model, not a curated record. Gene Ontology annotation, cellular component: mitochondrion. NCBI's taxonomy places the organism in Eukaryota, Metazoa, Arthropoda, Insecta, Lepidoptera, Papilionidae. Gene Ontology annotation, biological process: long-chain fatty acid metabolic process; fatty-acyl-CoA biosynthetic process.